Cotesia congregata is the source of this 1167-nucleotide messenger RNA. Lineage: Eukaryota; Metazoa; Arthropoda; Insecta; Hymenoptera; Braconidae. The record is from the annotation of a GenBank genome assembly.
AUGCGAGAUACUACAAGAUACCUUCCCGCACUCACUUACUCACUCUUUCCUCUUUCACGAGCUCACCCGUACCGGUUGCUUUUGCUUACAAUCUUACAAUACCACAACCACGUUAUCAACUCUUUACUUUUGCCACUACAAUUAAAUUUAAGUCAGCUGACAUUUAAAAAAUUUGGAGCGCAUGUAUUUGAAAACUCCAAAGUCGGAUUGAGACUACGGCUUCUUGAGAGUUGUUGCGCUGCAGUUCGCGAUGGAGAACGGGCUUGGAAGAACCACUUGGAAGGAACGGCUGGACAUUUAGCGUCGCCACCACCGUGCCGUCUUCGCGGUACUACCACCGCUUAUUGUAUUACAUUCAUACACACGACGUGCCAAGUAAAAGUCUCUAAGUGGUCGCGACAAUUACGGUUCUUCAACAUUGAAAUUCUCCGAAGGCAUGAGCUUGACGCGUUCAUUGGACUUCUGGCGCAUCAAAAUAAAUGGCAAUUCCGCGCAGAGUUCACCUCCGAGAGCCCCCAAGUACAGCUUGACCUUGACAGCAUAAGACACAAUUAUUCCAAAAGAAUCCCUGACAUCAGGAGUGGUAAUAAGAGUGCUGGAAGCCAGCUCAUCUUCUUCUCUUUUAAGUCUUCCAUCAAGCGCAAUUCCCCUUCUGUGUUUAUUAUUCUCCAACUCUGGUUUCAGAUAUAUCACCUUCUGCAGAGUGGACCCAGGACUGAUGGGACAUCCGUCUUGCAUCUCAAUAGCAUCAAUCACAGUUCUAAACUGGCCAUUUUGGAAGAUGACCACAUCAAUGCCCUGCUGGACCAGAGCUUUGAUCUUCUUAACAACCUUAUUGCUGUUAUUUCUGACGGAAAUAUUGACAGCGAUGCUCUCGCCGUGGUGACAAAUAGUACUUCUUUUAUGAUUUACAUCAGUUUCAUUUUCCCCUGCAAAUAUUUUGACGUAAUAACUGACCCCGCAAGGCUCUCCGGACUCUCCAGAUCCCUGCUGGAGAGUCACGCUUGCUGGAGAACAUUGUGGGAAGGCCCAUUACUUCGUCUUCCUCGCGGCCGUACCGAAAAUUGCACACCAGCUGGCCCCAUAUUCGGCGACCGCUGUUCACGUAGUCCUGGUCGACCAACAGAACGCCGUCUAUCGGCUCAGUUCCUGAUAGGUAGUCUAUAA